UGAUCCCAUUCUCAAUUUCAAAUCUAUCCAUAUAUGCUCACAUACUUACCAUCUUCCAUCUCUGUUUAUUGGAAUCGGAAAUGUUGAAGUCCAUGAGCGCGCCUGCCGCCGGCGAGGAGAAGCGGGUGAGGAAGAUCGCUCAGGCGAGCUCGAGGAAGGGCUGCAUGCGCGGGAAGGGCGGCCCCGAGAACGCUGCCUGCACUUACAAGGGCGUGCGGCAGCGCACUUGGGGCAAGUGGGUGGCCGAGAUACGGGAGCCCAACCGCGGCUCCCGUGUCUGGCUCGGCACGUUCGACACCUCCUACGACGCGGCCGUGGCGUACGACGCCGCGGCCAGGAAGCUCUACGGCCCCGAUGCCAAGCUCAACUUGCCUCACUUGUACGAGGACAAUAAGCCCCAGCUUCCGCCGCAACAGCAGUUUGCUGCUGCGGCAGAAGCCAGCUCUGCCACUCCAGAGUGGCAGAGCAUGGACGGGGGCGGAUGCGGCAGCGGCGGCGGCGGAGGGUAUGUGAGUAGGUGUGAGAUAUUGAAGGAUAUGGAAGUGAGUUUGCCGGAGGUGGAUGACUCGUAUUUGUGGGCGGAGGCGGCGAAGGGGACGGCGUUCAGGAUAGUGGAGGAGGAAGGGGCGUUCGCAUCCAAUUUGGAUGGAAACGGCGUGCCAUUUCCGUGGUUUCCUAAUUCGAUUUGAACGAGUGAGUGGAAUACAACUGCGCAUCGGCUGAUGACGCAUAUACAUAUUAGUGAGUGUUAGUAAUGUUUAAUUUAAUGUGAAUAUAGAUUUGUCCAUAUAUAGAUAUAGAUAUAUACGGCGGUAGUAGGACGGGGUCGUCGAUGCGCCGCUGCCAGCCAGGAGGAAUAUUGCUUGCUCUGUAGUGUGGUGUGUGAUGUGGCGCGACAUCCGCCCAUUUCGCCUUCUUCAGCUGGAUAUUUAUAUACAAUUAUGAUAUUAGAAUCGAUCCUACAUUAGAUUUCACCUUUUUACUGUUUCUGUUUCUGAAAUUAUAUGAUAUAAGGUGGUCCAGAAACUUAUUUGAUCCUA
Molecule: messenger RNA, 1040 nt
Organism: Salvia hispanica
Lineage: Eukaryota; Viridiplantae; Streptophyta; Magnoliopsida; Lamiales; Lamiaceae
Product: dehydration-responsive element-binding protein 2D-like
Biological process (GO): response to stress; positive regulation of DNA-templated transcription
Cellular component (GO): nucleus
Molecular function (GO): DNA-binding transcription factor activity; transcription cis-regulatory region binding
Source: RefSeq, a predicted model, not a curated record